CACGACAUCAGAUGCGGCUUCGUGACCUGAAGAGCUUCUUCGGCAUCAGGACCAUUGCUGAUAUUGCCUUGAGAGCUGUGGUACGGGCAGAGACACAACUUCACCUCCGACACUCCACCAAAGCCCUGUGUAGAGCUUCUGAUACCCAAAAAUUUCUGGAAAUUGAAAUAUAAGUUCCCCUGGAUUUGAUGAUAGUGUUGCUGCCCUAUAUAGGGAGUGGCGGUACUGACUGAUACACAACAGCACUCUGCCAAAGAUUUAUUGAGAACUUGUGACACACACUACAAUGUCUAAAAAACGACAGUCAAGUCGUCACGGAAAUGACGAAAGUGACUCUGAUACACCCGAUACCACAGAUUUCAACCAUGGAAAUGAAGAUGAUGAAUCUGGCACACUUUAUACCAUAAAUCUGGGGAAAAUUAAAAAACGUAGUGUAAAUCUAAAUAUUAGAAGUGAUAUAAAUAGGAAUUUAACACAAGCCGAAACUUGGAGAAUCAAAAAAGAAACUACCAAAAGGCCAAGUGUGCAACUUGCAUCAGCUCAUGUUGAUAUAGUCGAUACCAUAAACAUAAUUGAAACAUUUGACAGACCAAAAAAGAAGUAUGCAAAAAAAAACGUGUACACUCAAGCUGGAAAAUAUGCGCAUGGCCAUGAAGACAAACCAGGAAAGAGGAUUCCCAAAGCUGGAGUCUAUGCUGAAGCAGGAGUUGGACGAGCUCGUGCUGAAGCCAGUAUAUUUGAGGCAGAAGCCAAAGGUCCAAACGCCUCAGCUGGUGCUGAAGUCAGUUUGGUUGGACUCGGAGCAAUGGCUCGAGCUGAAAUUGCCAGUGCGUCAGCUAAAGCCGGUCCAGUUGGUGUGAAAGUGGGACUUGGAGUCGACACGGGUGCCUCUAUUGGUCUGGGUGGGGUGGAGGCCAAAUUCCUGGGAACUGGAAUAUCACUUGGCCCAAAAACCAGUGUAUCUGUUCUGGGUUCAGAAGCAUCAUGUUCAGUCAUGUAAUCAGAUAGAUAUUAAUUCUCUUUGAACAUUCAUAUGUAACAUUUUGCUACUGAACCAUGAAAACAAAAAUAGAUCAACAUUUGUGAGAUUUAAUCAUCAAAUAAGGUUAACUGAUAUAAAUGUGUAUCUCUUUUCUUUUUUUAAAGAUUUUAUUUUUGGCGUUUUUAUAUGCUUUUAUUUAGAUAGGACAGUGUAGUUGGACAAGAAGCAAAGUGGAAGAGAGAGAAGGGGGUGAGAUCAGGAAAGGUCCACAACCCGAAUGCACGGGAUGCACACAGCACAACGGCGCCACACGUCAGCACGCUAACCACAUGGCCACUGGUGUUGACAUAAAUGUGCAUCUCUAAGACAUAUUGUUAUGCUGGAUACCAAAGGUUUUUGUGUCUGUUUGUUAAUGUUUGCAUCUGUGUUUUUACAUUUGAGAAGAGCCUCAUGAUACAUGACUUCAUGUGUUAUUUUUUCAUUUAAUCCUUACUGUAAUAAAUGGGGUUAUUAUUUGAUACUCCCAUGAAUUAAAUGUACAUUUCAGACAUAUAUGUGUUCAAUAAACAUAUAAUCAUUAAA
This is a messenger RNA of Labeo rohita (rohu), 1564 nucleotides long. RefSeq lists its product as uncharacterized. The transcript is spliced from 5 exons. The record is from RefSeq and is a predicted model, not a curated record. The coding region runs from base 287 to 1000 and encodes 237 amino acids. NCBI's taxonomy places the organism in Eukaryota, Metazoa, Chordata, Actinopteri, Cypriniformes, Cyprinidae.